This is a messenger RNA of Hansenula ciferrii, 966 nucleotides long. Its product is annotated as Calcium-binding mitochondrial carrier protein. Gene Ontology annotation, biological process: transport. The transcript has a single exon. Gene Ontology annotation, molecular function: transmembrane transporter activity. The coding region runs from base 1 to 966 and encodes 321 amino acids. The record is from RefSeq and is a predicted model, not a curated record. Lineage: Eukaryota; Fungi; Ascomycota; Saccharomycetes; Phaffomycetales; Wickerhamomycetaceae.
AUGUCAUCACCACCACCUAUAGCAUCAAAUUCAACUGAACAUUCAGCACUAAUUAAAUUAUCACCAUUUUUACAACCUUGGAAACCAACAUUAUUAGCAUAUACUGCAUCUUUAGGUUCAGUUGCUGGUGGAUAUCCAUUAGAUUCAAUUAAAUCACGUAUGCAAACUCAUGGUUUUAAGAAUAUAACUGGUGCUUUUUUGAACACUGUGAAGAAUGAAGGUUUAAGAGGUUUAUUCCGUGGUAUAUCAUCACCAAUUUUCACAAUUGCAAUAUCAAGAUCUUUAAACGUUUCAGUUUUUUCCAUGGUUAAACCUUAUACAUCUAAAUUAUCUUUGGGAUCAGGUGAUAAUUUCAAUCCAGUAUUAAGAGUCUUGGGUAAUAAUUUACCAAGUUCAUUUGUUUCUGGUUAUUGUGCAGGUUUUAUAACAAGUUUAUGGGCAUGUCCUUUUGAAUUUGUUAAAUUAUUUUCACAAAUUUCAUUCUUGGAGAAUAAAUCCAAGAUUGGUAAUUUGGAAGCAUUAAGACAAAUCAUUAAUAAGAAUGGGAUUAUGGGAUUAUAUACAGGUUAUAAAUUUCAAUUUUUAAGAGAUACUUUCGGUGCAGCUAUUUAUUUUACAUCAUAUGAAUCAAUUAAAUUAAUUUUAAAUUCAUUCUUAACUAAAGAACAAAAGCAUGAAACAAAUUCUAUAAUUGAUAAUUUCUCAAAUAGUUGGAUUUCAAUUGCAUUAUCAGGUGGUCUUAGUGGUGCAUUAUGUUGGAUUGCAAUUUUCCCAUUUGAUACUUUAAAAAGUUUAGAACAAAAAUCUUUAAUUUCUACAAUAGUUAAUAAAGAUUAUAAAACUAUAGAUACAUUGUUCCUUAGAGGUAAUAUUUAUAGAGGUGUAAGUGCAUCUAUCUUAAGAUCUUUUUUCACUAGUACAUUGUUUUUCUCAACUUAUGAAUAUUUGAUGAAAGUGGUGGCAUAG